Arabidopsis arenosa is the source of this 2350-nucleotide messenger RNA. The record is from the annotation of a GenBank genome assembly. NCBI's taxonomy places the organism in Eukaryota, Viridiplantae, Streptophyta, Magnoliopsida, Brassicales, Brassicaceae.
UUGUUGAAGAUUUUCCCGGGAAAAUAUAUCGUCUCUACCGGAAUCCCCUGUUUCAGAUGAGCUCCUCUGUCGGAAUCUCGUUUCCUCUUGCCGUUAAACUACCUGAAGUUCCAUCAUCUAGAGGAAGCUCAACAGUGUUUUUACCAGCUCAGAUUAAGAAUAAGACUCGAGAGAUCUCAAUGUCGUCGAAUUCUCCAUCAUCUUUAACAGUAAACGAUGGGAAUUGUUGUUAUUCAGAGACAUCACUGAUUGAGCUUAUACGAGAGUCUGCAGAUGAAAGGUGUUUAAAGAAAGCGAAAUCGGUUCAUGGAUUUCUUAUUAAAUUUCAGUUUACUGAGAAGUCCUUGACGGUAAUGUUGAAUCAGUUGGUUAUUGCCUACUCAAAAUGCUCAGACUUUGGUUCUGCUCGUCAGGUGUUCGACGAAAUUCCCCAAAAGAGUGUUUUUUCGUGGACUGUUUUAAUGGUUGGCGCUACGGAGAACGGGUACUACCGUGAUGGGAUUGAUUAUUUUGUUGAGAUGCUUGGUUGCGAUAUCGUCCCCGAUGAGUACGCUUUUUCUGCUGCGAUACAGGCAUGUAUUGGUGUGGAUAGUAUUGAUGUGGAUGAAAUGGUUCAUGCUCAGGUUAUAACUCGGGGAUUUUCGUCUCGUGUGUUUGUUAAUACGUCUUUGCUUGGCAUGUAUGCUAAGUUGGGGAGGAUUGGGGAUUCCUAUAAGGUGUUUAAUUCCAUGGAAAAUCGUAACCAAGUUUCAUGGAAUGCAAUGAUAUCAGGGUUUGUGUCAAACGGUCUUUAUGCGGAAGCAUACAAUAGUUUCUUGAGAAUGCUGGAAGAGGAAAUUAGACCGAACGUAUCGUGUUUUAUUAGCGUCUCGAAAGCUAUUGGACAGUUGGGAGAUGUUGAGAAAGGUAGAUACAUUGCUCAGAUUGUUUUAGAAAUUGGUAUGCAGUCAAACAUCCACGUGGGAACAGCUUUGAUUGAUAUGUUUGCAAAAUGUGGAUGUGUCACUGAAGCACUGUCAGUUUUUGAGUCGAAUUUCUCUGGUUGUGGAGGGAAUUUACCGUGGAACGCUAUGAUAUCUGGUUAUACAAUUUCAAGGCACGGCGAAGAAGCAAUGUUGCUGUUUCUUAGGAUGUGUCAGAAUAAUAUCAAGCGAGACGUAUACACAUACUGCAGUGCAUUGAAUUCAAUUGCUGACAUGAGGUCUUUAGAAUAUGUAAAGCAGGUUCACGGGAUGAUCUGGAAAAGUGGACGAGAAUCGUUUGGUGUGAGUCUCUGCAAUGCAUUAAUGGAUGCAUAUGCCAAAUGUGGGGAACUUGACGCGAUGAUGAAGCUUUUUGACACUUGGGAGGAAUCAAACCAGAUUUCAUGGACAACGCUUGUGACAGCUUAUUCUCAGUCUUCUGAAUGGGAGGAUGCACUAAGCGUCUUCUCUCAGAUGAGAGAAAUGGGAUUUCAACCGAACCAAGUCACAUUUUCCGGUGUACUUGCGUCAUGUGCUAGCCUCUGUUCUCUCGAGUAUGGGCAGCAAGUUCACAGCUUGACAUACAAAACUGGCUUUGCUAGGGACAAAUGUGUAGAGAGUGUUCUUAUCGAUAUGUAUGCGAAAUGUGGUAGUGUAAGAGAUGCCAUCAAGGUAUUUGAAUCUUUGAAGGACCCUGAUGUCAUUUCAUGGACCGCCAUGAUAUCUGGAUAUGCCCAACACGGUAUGGCGAAGGAUGCCUUAGAGCUCUUCCGAAAAAUGGAGCUUGUACUUCCAAAACCCAAUUCAGUUACAUUUCUAUGCCUUCUGUUUGCUUGCAGCCACGGGGGACUAGUGGAUGAAGGCUUGAGGUAUUUUCAUUUAAUGGAGGAAAGAUACGGGCUGGUCCCGGAAAUUGAACAUUAUGCUUGUGUGGUUGAUAUCCUUGGCCGCGUCGGCCGGCUAACGGAAGCAUGGAAGUUUAUAAUGAAGAUGCCGAUAGAACCUGAUGAGAAAGUCUGGUCGACAUUGCUUGGAGCAUGUAGGGUUCAUGGGAACAUUCAGUUGGCAAAGAUUGCUGCUCAAAAGGUUCUCUCUUAUAAUCCGGAUGAUUUUGCUGCUCUUGUUCUCUUGUCAAAUACAUAUAGAGAAGCUGGAAAUAUUGAAGGUGGAUUGAAUGUAAGAAAUAUGAUGAAAUCUCAAGCCAUGAGAAAAGAACCUGGAAUGAGCUGGAUUUCCAUCGGAGGUAAAAUCCACAAGUUUUGCUCCGGGGAUCAAUACCAUCCCCAGAAGGAUGAUAUAUACAAAACACUGAAUGUAUUGAUGGAGAAAGUGCAGGGUAAAAAGUGUUGAAUCUGUGGUUAUUUAUAACAUAAACCCUAGUUCAUGAU